CGCGGUUCGGUCCGAGGAGGCCGCCAGCGCUGCGAUUCCGCUUCCGGUUCGCGUCGGCACCUGCGGCGAGGGCGAGCGGCCAUGGCGUACUCCACGGUGCAGAGGGUGGCCCUGGCCUCGGGGGUCGUCCUGGCCGUGUCGCUGCUGCUGCCCAAGGCCUUCCUGUCCCGCGGAAAGCGAGAGGAGCCGGCGCCGGCGCCCGGAGGAAAAUUGGGCCGAUUUCCACCUAUGAUGCAUCAUCACCAAGCACCCUUAGCUGGCCAGACCCCUACAGCUCGCACCCAGAGGUCUCACCUUGCAGAGGCCUUUGCAAAGGCCAAAGGAUCAGGUGGAGGCACUGGAGGAGGAGGAGGAGGAAGUGGAAGAGGCUUGAUGGGGCAGAUUAUUCCAAUCUAUGGCUUUGGGAUAUUUUUAUACAUACUGUACAUUCUAUUUAAGCUUUCAAAGGGGAAAACUGCAGCGGACCGGAAAUGCUCUACUGCCACACCUGGAGACACCUACAGGAAAAUUACCAAUUUUGAGCUUGUUCAACUGCAAGAAAAACUCAAGGAGACAGAGGAAGCCAUGGAAAAAUUAAUUAAUAGAGUGGGACCUAAUGGUGAAAGCAGAGCACAGACUGUGACUUCUGACCAAGAAAAACAGCUCCUGUAUCAGCUCCAAGAAAUCACCAGGGUCAUGAAGAAAGGAAGGUUCACUGACAGGCCCACUCCAGAGCAAGAGGCUGAGGAGGCCCCUUACAUGGAGGACUGGGAAGGUUACCCUGAAGAGACUUAUCCAAUUUAUGACCUUUCAGAUUGCAUCAAGCGUAGGCAAGAAACAAUCCUGGUGGAUUACCCGGACCCCAAAGAGCCCUCUGCGGAGGCACUAGCUGAGAGGAUGGGAGUGCUGGAAGAGGCAGACCAUUUGGGUUGGGAAGUGCCCGCUGACAGCAGAGCCCAGGAGGAGAAUUCUGUUACUUCAUAUGACCCAGAGCCAGAAACAUGUUCCUGCUGUCUUCACGAAGAGGACCCCACGGUCUUGGUGGAGAAUGCUGGAUUCUUGGCAGACAGUUACAGUGAGCAGGAGGACACCACCCAGGAAGCGUGGCCCCAGGACUUCAGAGAUGAGGGGCUGGGCAUCAGUGCCGACAGAGCGUGUGUUGGGGACACACUGAGGAAGCGGAGCCCCCAGGGUUUAGAGUGAAAGCAGCCAGUUUGGUGAAGUAUCCACUACUCUGGUCUCAAAGCGACCUUGCUCUCCUCUCUAGAUUUCACCCUUGGCCCUGUACUUCCUUCUGUGUUUAAAUAUUAUAGCCAAUCAGGUCACUACCAUGGAUAUCAUGUAUCCUCCCUGGUGCUCACACACCUGUCACCUGCACAGCAUCAUAGAGAUGAGUAGGAACACAAGAUGGCUUAGCUCUUUCUCUCCCUGCCUUUCCUCCACCAGAGAACUGAUCCACUGAGUAACUGUUUGCUCUAUCAUAAUUACAGAUAGGACCACUCAGGCAGAGGUUCGACUCCGUGCUGGGAGUAACAGGUGGUUUACCUGUGAAAAAACAUCAGCUUACACAUUGAUGAGGACUUAAGGUUGCAAGAGUGAAGAUUUCAGAGUCUGAGAUGCCUUAUUCUCUGGGCCUCGAGCAGGUUAGUGGUCCCCUGAGUUCAAGAAAAGAACAUUUAGUUUUGGGGGAUGAUGGAGCCAAAGCAGGACUCUGCUGUCCGAGCUGAAGUCCCUUCCUCACAGCAAGGGCCAGAGGACUCACACUGACCUGAAAAUGGGCCCAGCCUGGAUCUCUAACUUCCUUUAUCCCUGUGCUGCUUAAUAGAACUGCUAAACCCACCUCUUGGUCUCCAGUGGCCAGAGGAAGCUUUAGGUGGAGACUUUAGUCCCAGCCCUGCAGAGCCACGGCUUGAGGCUGCAGGAAAGCCUGCCCAAGGGUAGUGGUCCUGCUGUGAGAUGCUCACAAGGCCAGUGAGGGGAGUGAGCCAUGCAUUUUUGGACAGCCCUUGCCUCGAAGCUCUUUCGGGAUGUUGUGCCCUCUGCGAAGUUGGUUUCCCAACCACAUGCAUUGAGACAGAAAUGAGGACUGAACUUGUUGACAAAGUGCCGGCCCAACAGGGAAGCUGCAGGGUGUGUCUGCUGCGGAGAACCAGUGCAGUAGUGCCCAGGGGAAGAGGCGUUCAUUUGCCUGUGUUCAGACAUCUGGGUCCUCUGAGAGAGCUGGGGGAGUAGGAAAUAGGUUAGGCCUGGGAGGAUCUUGACCAAACUACAGGCCUGAUCUCAAAGCUGCCAUCUGUGUUCUUGAGACAGAAUGAAUGAACCCAUUUCCCGUGGUAGACCCGAGGGUUUAAAGAGGACGCAUUCCCGCGGACACUCCCAGUCAUGAAAUUUGGAAGACUUGAAAAUUAAGAAAUUAUGUAAAGGCAGAUAUGGCACAAGAUGCCAGGAACAUAUUUAAUCACACAGCCUGCUGUCAGAAGGUAUGGGGUCAUAUUAAGAUUAAGUUCAGCUACUAUUAGGCACUUAUUGUUAGUUAAUGAACUGCAGUCAUUGAAGAUUGAGUUUAUAGAAAGCAUAUUGCAUCUGUCUUUGGGACAUUUGGUUCAUUUGUAACAGAUGCAGUUUAAAAUGUACUGAAAACCAUCUAGAUGUAAUGCUCAAGGUAAAAAAUAAUGUAGGUGCUCUACUGUUUCGAUAUAUUGUUUUCCAUGUUA
Myotis daubentonii (Daubenton's bat) is the source of this 2693-nucleotide messenger RNA. RefSeq names its product RIC3 acetylcholine receptor chaperone (gene RIC3). Lineage: Eukaryota; Metazoa; Chordata; Mammalia; Chiroptera; Vespertilionidae. The record is from RefSeq and is a predicted model, not a curated record. Gene Ontology annotation, biological process: synaptic transmission, cholinergic; protein localization to cell surface. Gene Ontology annotation, cellular component: neuron projection; intracellular membrane-bounded organelle; neuronal cell body.